AUGUCCGCCUCCGCGAGAAACCGAACCGCUACCGUCAGCUCCGGGCAGUCGUCACAAAGAGGUCGAAGCAAUGAGAUGCAGGAUUUCAACAUGUCGCAGCCCAACAUCAUGCGGUACUUCGAGCCAUGCGCCGCCACGGCGUCCAUGUUCUUGUAUGCCCAGGGCUCUUCCAUCGUAUGUUGCCACCACGAUACUCUCACAAUAGAGAGAAGAUUUUCGAGGCAUUCGGACGAAGUGCAGUUGCUCGCGGUUGAUACGCAAAGCGAGAUUGGAGCCGGAAGGCUGGUAGUCAGUUACGACGCCGGACAGACAGCCAUUGUCUGGGAUAUUAUGACGGGCGACGAAGUAGCCCGAUUUGCUUCAUACGAGCACUUGACAACUGCCGCCUGGAUGCGCAACGGCAAUGUCGCAUUUGGUAAUACGCAGGGUAACAUCAUUCUGUUCGAGCCCACAACAUCAGAGCAUAUCUCUUCGAGGACGAUUGACCAGAUUGCUGUAACGGCGCUUGCACCAGCGGCAGACUGUAGGACAUUCGCGAUUGGAUAUCAAAAUGGCUCGCUGUUAGUCGCAACUCUUCAGCCGCGGUUCACCAUCCUCCAUAACCUAGGCACAUCGAGAGCACCUUCGCCCAUCGUCACGCUCAACUGGCAUGCCUCGUCGUCUCGGCAAAAGUCGGACAUGCUGGCAUCACAGACCCAUGAUGGUGACCUCCGAGUUUGGAGUGUGUCCAAGUCGUACAGCAGCGAUGACCCCGCCAAGGUUGUGAGAAUCCUUAAGCGCACCGAUAACUACCAGACCGGCCCCAACUGGAUGGGUUGGUCGAAGAACGGCCGCAUUAUCCAACAUUCUGACUCGGAAACACUAUCGUGGGAUGUCCGUACUAAGCAUGUUACUUGGGAUAGUAUCCCGACGCUCGAGCAUGUCAGAGGCCUGGCCGUGUACGGCCCUGGCGCCAGCCUCUUCACUCUGGGAGCCAACAACACCGUCCAACAAUUCGACCUCAACACUCCAUCCAUCAUAGUUGCUAAUGUACAGCACCCGGCCAACCUGUUGCCGCCAUCACCACCUGUCUCGAUAGAGGAACAGCAGGGACAAAAGACAUCAACAAGCAUCGUUACUGACUCGGAUGCCACUUCUGGUUCAAUCGAGCUUGGUAUCUCGGAGAGUGACGAAGAUCACUUGUCUCCCUUUGACCGUAUAGUUAGCCGGAAGGACACGGGCACACCCAAAGCGCUCGACCCUUACGAUGCCGACACCGCAAGCGCGGCUUCUAGCCGCAGCGGACUGUCUUCCAUCUCGCAAUCCUCCGGAGGAUCUCGGACGCCCGGCCGGUACCCGUCGUCGGCCGUCUCUCGAGGCAUGACUGAAAACACCUACAUCUCUGCUGGUUCGUCUCUCAGAUCUUCUGCUGCACCUUACCAAGAGCGAGACAUGUAUUCCAUGAGCGGCACCUCAAUGAUGAGCGGCACCUCCAUGUCCUCAUACCGGUCUCGUCGCUCUAGGCCAUCCCGCCUACGAAAUGAGGUCUUACCGAGCCCUGUCGACAGCAAGGUUCAGGAUCUCUUCAAGUACACCAGAAGCCGGCUGAGCGACAUUCCUUACAAGCACCCGAUUGGGGGUGAUCACAGCCGACUCACGAAUGACGAUCUCCGCAAGCAGAUGCUUAGCACCAUUUUUGGAUGGAACAAGGAGAUUGACGACUUGGUUAGGGAGGAAUUGAGUCGACACAAUGCUGCUUCACCAGCUCGCAUUCUACUGAUGAGAUGGUUGGGCGACAUUGACGCAGAUGUCAUGGCAGCGAGCUCGGCCUCAAUGACUUCCUCUGACUGGAUGUUGUUGGCCCUCAGCGGUAUUGGAGGCCAAGCCUCGCAGCACAAGCUGGGGCGCGCCUACGUUCAAAGAUUACUGGAGCAUGGCGAUCUCCAUGCCGCUGUCACCAUUCUAAUUGGCAUGGGUGACCACAAUGAUGCCAUCGAGAUCUAUGUUUCCCACAAGAAGUACAUGGAGGCGCUUAUCCUGACUUGUCUCUUCUAUCCCGCCGUCUGGGAACGACAGGCAGCUAUCAUCAAGAAAUGGGGCGAAUGGGCUGUCAUGCACGGGCAACAGCAGCUUGCCGUGAGAUGCUUCGCCUGCACUGGCGCCGAGUCUGAUGAACCAUGGACAUCUCCUUCUGCUGCCCAGGUGACCUUCCAGAGCAUCAACCAGAACAUCAACGAGAGCAUCCCGGAAAUCUUGUCACCUCCCCUCUCGCCUCCUGGCAUUAAUCGUGGACCUCAACGAAGCAUCGCCAAGACGUCCGCUCUGAAGCUCAUCACUUCAUUCGGUGAGCAGCAAGGGAAGUCAAAGUUCUUUUCUCAAGGAGACGGCGGGCAGACUCCUAUCGCUGCCGGCCCAACACCCAUCGCCGAUUCUGCAGUCUCCCCCGGCGGAUACGAUGUUACCACUGCCUUCAUCCGCCCACCAAACCGCAGUCAGUUCAACACCCCGAACUCGGCGAGGUCUGGAGCAUCUGCCUUCAGUCGCAAGCGUCUUCCUUCCAUCGGCGAGAUUCCGGGAGACUUGUCACGCGAACAGCUUCAAGUCGACGUUGAGGAAUCUCGACGUGCCAUGCAAAUGCGCAUGUCCUCUGCCGAACAAGACAACCUCGCUGCUGGUUUGUCUCUGCAGCGGGCUGCCACGGCAAGCCCGAUGAUGAUGCGUGACCAGUACAAGAAGAUCACCACACGGACAAGAGAAAUGCCUCCCCCCUCUCCUGAUGCUAGAAUGAUUAUCAAGAUGGAAGGCAGCAUGGCUCAGCGCAAUGGUUCCCGAGACCGCAAGCCGAAGGGCCUCCAUCUCGAACUUGCGGGUCUGAACAACAUGGCCAAUGAGAUUACCUCUCCCGAGCAAUCUGUGGCAUCUUCCACCCGCUUCCACUGGCCUUCCCGGCGUAGGGGACCCGGCUCUGUCACGGGCUCCGUCACGUCUCAAUCCACUACCGGCAAAAGCAUCCGCAGCAACACUACGGGUGGACGACAGGACUACAUUCACAGCCUCGACACUGCCCAGCGCCUGCAACAACGUAAGCAGCGAAGCCGACAUGCCAGUCGAGAGGGCAAGCGAGAGGGCUCCCGUGGCCGCGACCGUGACCACAGCCGCACUCGCAAGACAUCUUCUCGCGAGGCUUCCGCUGAGCGUGGUCGUGCCUCUAGCCGUAACUGGCCCAAGGCAAAGCGCUCGCCGACUUCGCCCAUCCCCAUGUCACCUGAGGAUCUCAUCAACUUGAGUACGCCCAAGUUCUUGCCCGAUGGUGGGGACCCCGUCACAGUGAGGAAGUCUAGCAAGAGCAGGAACGGUGCCAGUCGCGCAUCCAGCCGGGGUAGCCAAGGCCGCAACAGAAGCCCCGAAGGCAGACAUCGCCCUCCUGCGCUUGAGCUCCGCGGUCGAAGUGCGGACCGGACUGGCUCCCACGCCAGGUCACCUUCAUCUCCGCUACCACUGUCGGCCAACCUUGUUCACUACCAGGGGUCUGAAGACGAGGAGGACUACGUUAAGGCUGUCGUUGCCCAAGAGAACUUCAGGAACAGACAUAACAGAAGCACCAGCCAGCAUGGAUCCCGCAAGGCGCUCUCACCUGAGCUCACCAGAGAAUUCCCCCGACGAGACCGAUCCGAGAGUCGCCGCCGUCACGCUGGUGAGAACCUCGACCAGUCUCGCGAUGUUGCGCCUCCCCAAUCCAAAUCGCGUGCCGCUUCUACAGAGCACGCGGGAGACUUGAAGGCUAUGAAGGACGAGAGGCAGCGUAAGAAGGAGGAAGCCGCGCGCGAACUCGAAGAACGUCGCAAGUCUCUCGCACAACGUCCCUCGGCGCCCCCGAUUCCUCAUCCCAACCAUAUCCGAAUCGGUAUUGAAUCAUCGCCCAGCGCCGUUGAGCUCCCACCUCGCAGCCACACUGCCGACCCAACCGUCAGGAGCAUGUAUGCCCGCAGCACCUCAAAUGUACACAUUGGGCUUCCCGCAACACCCAAGGCCAUGCGUCUAAUCAUCGAGUCUGACAAAGACAAGAACAGCAUUCCGGUGCCCCCGAUCCCGGCUACAUUUGCUCAGAGACACUCCCCCGUGACCUCUCCUCAGCAGCAGUCUCCUGAGAAAGAGCAGGCUCCCGAGACCCUCACUCUGCUUCCUCAGACAACUUAUCAGCUUCCCUCCACGGUCUACCAACCUCCCAACCGCGGAAUGAUUCCUCGCAGCAUGUCGGCUCCACCCAUUCCACCUGAUGCGCCCUCCCCUAGAGGUCCUAGCGCCAGCAGCAAGGGGCUUUCUCGCGGCCCUUCCACGAGAAGAGGUCACUCGGGGGAGAUCCGCACUGUCGACGACAUGAUCCGAGCCAGACGUGCCUCCCAGGAAAGCAACAACUACGGAAGCAUCCCGCCGCCGCCGCCGCCUCCUCCUCCUGCUCCACCAAUGUUGAAGGAGCUGCAGCACCUUGCGAUGCCUCCUCCCCCACCCCCGGCGCCUCUCCCAUACACGGCCCACAUCAAUCCCGUUACCAUGGGUUCCGGUAUGAUUGAGAUUGUCAUGGACGAUGAUGACAUUAUCCAAACGACUAUCGCUGCUCCCAUGGACACAACAGUCCCGGUUCUUCCACCACCUGCCCCGCCUGUGUCCAAGGGCGGUCACAGCAGAGGACGCAGCUUCUCUGAACGCGACAACAGCAUCGCCGGCCGAUUUUCCAAGGCGACCGACCGCUUCAGGUCUGGCAGCCGCAACCGCAAGGAGCCCUCGGCGCGGCCUCGCGGUCAGGAGGAGUACGAAUACGCUCCUUACGAGAGCGUCCCCAUGUCAAUGAACUAUGGUCGCGAGUCGAUGCGAUCACCCCCCGCCAUGGCGCAGAAGAGCUUGCCUACUGGCCUGCACCACAGCGAGAUGAUCUGA
Colletotrichum phormii is the source of this 4914-nucleotide messenger RNA. RefSeq lists its product as uncharacterized. The coding region runs from base 1 to 4914 and encodes 1637 amino acids. The transcript is spliced from 5 exons. The record is from RefSeq and is a predicted model, not a curated record. Gene Ontology annotation, cellular component: nucleus. Gene Ontology annotation, molecular function: transcription factor binding. NCBI's taxonomy places the organism in Eukaryota, Fungi, Ascomycota, Sordariomycetes, Glomerellales, Glomerellaceae. Gene Ontology annotation, biological process: positive regulation of transcription by RNA polymerase II.